AUGGGCAGCUAUGUGUUUCGAUGGCCACGCGAGGCGAACGAGGUGUUUGUAACCGGUACCUUCGACGAUUGGGGCAAGACGGUUCAGUUGGAAAAGAAAGGCGAUGUGUUUGAGAAGGAGGUACACCUUCCGGCUAUAGCCGAAAAGAUCCAAUACAAGUUUGUUGUCGACGGAGCCUGGAUUACUGAUAGCGGCGCUCGUCAAGAAAGCGACGGUCACAAUAACAUCAACAACGUUCUCCUAGCCGAGGACUUGAAAAAAACAACUACCAAACCCACCACCGUGUUUGAAUCAGUAACCGGAGGAAACACCGCUGCUGCAGUCAUGGCUGGCGUCGUCCCUGGAGCUACUACCGCCCAAUUGGCAGGCGAAGUCCCCAAGGAAAACGGCUCUUCGGUGCCUGGUGGGUUUCCUGAAACCCCCGGGACAGAACCCAAUGAAAUCUCCGUCAACCCUCUUCCCGCUACCAAUGGAGCUGCAAACCCAAUCAAGCUCGCCCCUGGAGAGCCCGUCCCUGAUCCCAGCACUAUCAACGCCAACACUGUCCAAUCGACCGUCAGAACCGACAAGGAAGGCUACGAAGCCGAUGCCAGCGAUCCCUCUUUCUUGAAAAAGGGAGAGCCCAAAGCUGAUGCGCUAUCAGUUCCUCCUCUGUCGGGAGCUGGUCUGAUUCCCGAGUCAAGUCUUCCUAUGAACCCUCCUGAGAUCUCUGAACCUGGUGUGACCAUUCAGUCUGUAAGCCCUACCUCAACCACAGCUGCGCUUGCAGCCCGAGUGCCUCUUGAAUCGCAAAAGAAUGCAGUGGCAAGCGAUGUCCCAGAAGUUGUCAAGGAGUCUAUCGCCAAGUCCCAUGAGGCUCCCGAAGCAGCUGCAAAUGCGGAAGCAGUUGAGGAGAAGGCAGAGGUAGAGAAGGAACUUCAAGACAAGGUCGGAGUUACCGAUACCACGGCUGUUGCUACGGCUACCGACGUCCCUCAAAUGGUCAAGGAGUCAAUUGAGAAGGCGCACACAGACCCCGAAGCGGCUGCAAACGAAGUCGCUGUUGAAGAGAAGAAGGAGGUUGAGCAAGAAUUGCAACAGAAGGUCGCCCCAGCUGAACAGUCAGGCGAGCCGGCACCAACCACUGAAACCCAGCCUACAGUGACCACCGGCGUCGCCUCUGGCGCCACAACCGAGGAAUCCAAGCCCAUUGGAGCAGUUGCUCAGGACAACCCCAAGGAGAAGAAGAAGAAGAACCGGGCCAGCGGAUUUUUCCAGAGGUUGAAGGAAAAGUUGAGAUAG
Molecule: messenger RNA, 1281 nt
Organism: Talaromyces marneffei
Lineage: Eukaryota; Fungi; Ascomycota; Eurotiomycetes; Eurotiales; Trichocomaceae
Exons: 3
Coding region: 1-1281 (426 amino acids)
Biological process (GO): signal transduction
Cellular component (GO): cytoplasm; nucleus; nucleotide-activated protein kinase complex
Molecular function (GO): protein kinase binding
Source: RefSeq, a predicted model, not a curated record